AUGGCAGUAUUGUCUCUGCCUUCUAUUCAUGGGCUGACAUAUCCAGACCCGAAUCCGACCCACCGCCACAGGAUCCGCUGCAAUAGUAAUCGACCCACAAACCACUUGGUCAAGCUCUCCACCGCGUCUAGCGGCAAGGGAUGCUCGCCGGCGGAAGACUUUCUCCGGCAGCUCUCUAUUUCCUCUGUUUUCUUAAUUGGCGUCGGAAUCACCAGCCUUUGGGCCUUUCCUCACCCAGCUGCAGCUCGCAUUCCUCCCUCCUCCUCCACUGCCCACGAAAUUCUCGAUGAGGAUAAUGUGGGCAAGGUUGAGAGUUCGGGGGAUUUUGAAGAUAAGGAUAUGAAUGCUGCGUUUGAACGCUGGAAGUCUAAAUCAUACGCAUUGACUGUACCUUUGAGAAUAGUUGCUCUGGAAGGUUCAAUUCCUCCUGUCUGGAUUAGGGAGUUUUUGAAAUCCCAAGGGAAGAGGGUCCAGUUCCGCACAGAGUUCCGCCGAAGUGUUGGGGACAUAUUUCAUGAACUCUCUAAUCCAAUGUCCAAAGGAAAAAUCAGUCCUAAAUCUGCUGUGUCGGCUGAUCUUGUUACACUUGGUGAUUCCUGGUUAAAUUUUUCCAUUGGAAAGGGGUUGAUUGAGCCUAUGAAAGGAAUAGAAGAACAAGACUGGUUUCAAGAUUUAAGUGACAAAUGGAAGGUAUAUUUACGCAGGAGUGCUGACGGGGUUUUGGAUUCUCAAGGCAAGAUAUGGGCUGUGCCAUAUCGUUGGGGCAGCAUCGUGAUAGCUUAUAAUAACAAAGAAUUUAAAAGGCAUAAAUUAGCUCCAGUAAAGGAUUGGUCAGAUCUCUGGCGUCCGGAACUAGCUGGCAAGAUUUCAAUGGUUGAUUCACCUAGGGAAAUAAUUGGAGCAGUGUUGAAGUAUAUGGGAUCGUCAUAUAAUACUACUAAUAUUGAUUCUCAAGUAGUUGGUGGGAAGAAUGCCGUGCUGCAGCAACUUAAUCUGCUUGUGAAACAGGUUCGUCUAUUUGAUAGUCAGCAUUAUCUUAAAGCCUUCAGAGCAGGAGAUGUGUGGGUAGCUGUUGGAUGGAGCAGUGACGUACUUCCUGUUGCCAAAACUAUGUCAAAUGUUUCAGUGAUGGUUCCCAAGUCCGGUGCAAGCUUGUGGGCAGAUUUUUGGGCGAUACCAAGUACCUCACGACUUGCUACAGACCAAAUCGGAGGAAGAAUUAGGGGAGCGUCACCAUUGGUGCAGCAAUGGGUGGAGUUCUGUCUGCAGCCAGAGAGAGCCUUGCCUUUCAAAGAAGAGGUUGUAGCUGGUGCAUCACCAGUUUCUCUGAAAGCCCCAGUCGAACAGCCAGUUGAGCGUAAAAAGGGCAGGCCGAAGCUGGAAACGAAUCUGGUAGGUAGCGUACCGCCUGCUGACAUUCUGUCCAAGUGUGAACUGUUGGAGCCAUUAUCAGAAGAUGCAUUAUCUGAUUAUGAGUGGCUAAUAAAUAGUUUGCCAAAACCUAGUCACAGUGUAGUGACCAGACUGAAGCAUGUUGUGUCUUCUUUGGUUCCAACAUUCUGGUCCAAAAUGCAAUCUAUCCUUGCAUGAUUCGAAUGCCAUUGGAUUGAAAUGAAAACGACAACAAUUUGUUAAUUUUCCUAGUGAUAUGGUCACCGUUGCUCUC
This is a messenger RNA of Salvia hispanica, 1666 nucleotides long. RefSeq names its product putrescine-binding periplasmic protein-like protein. Gene Ontology annotation, molecular function: polyamine binding. Gene Ontology annotation, biological process: polyamine transport. Lineage: Eukaryota; Viridiplantae; Streptophyta; Magnoliopsida; Lamiales; Lamiaceae. Gene Ontology annotation, cellular component: periplasmic space. The record is from RefSeq and is a predicted model, not a curated record.